AUGAACGAGAAGGACAAGGUAUCGAAUAGCCUCCCUCCGCUCAGCCAUCUCAUGCCCAUGAACUCCAUGGGCAUGAAAAAUGAGAUCACCUCCGAAAAUGGCUCAUCAGUUGGAACCACAAACGGGAUGGUUCCGACGGCGAAACAUAGCUCCUCAGCUAGCACUCCUUUAACUUCUGUUCAUAAUAACAAUGACGAAUCCAAUAACGGAAACAUUGGUAGUCAUGCUAAUAGUUUCAACAACGCUAAUGGUAAAGCCAGCGGUAGUCCCAACUUUCAUACCGUUAGUGCCAACUAUCCCCCCGAGGAACCAAAGUAUUACUACAGUACCGAGUCGCAGGUCGCCUCCCAAGUUGCGUCCCAGUUGAUGGCGGUUCCCCAAAUGCCCGGACAAUUAUAUCCACAAGGUAUGAGCACUCAGUUUGUGUAUCCGCAGAUGGUACCUGCUCCGCCACCUCCACCUCAACCUCCUCAGAUUGACCAGAAUAAGCUCUAUGAAAAAUGCUCCUGUAAAAAUAGUACCAAUCGAAUUCCAAGACCCCGCAACGCAUUUAUUCUAUUCCGGCAAAAGAACCAUCAGGCCCUUCUAGAGGAGGGAAAUGUUAUUAGAACAAACCCAGAGGUCUCCCGCGAGCUGGGACGUCGCUGGCGCAAUCUUUCUCCUGAGGAAAAAUCCUACUGGAAUAAAUCUGCUGAAGAAGAAAAGCGUCGUCAUGCCGAACGAUAUCCUGGUUACAAGUAUACUCCUCGUAGAUCUUCAAAGAAAAACUGUCCAUCAUGUAAAGCCAAGCAAGCCAUGAAAACGCACAGCCUCAACGUCCAAUCAUACUACGCUCAGUACCCUUCAGCAUCAACAGCUGUUCCAGUGCCCAUGUCUAACUCCCAGAAAAACAUGAACAAUCACACAGCCCAAAUGCAACAGUAUCAGCAAAUGCAUAUCCAAAGCAGUCCUCCCAUGCAGACUCAGUACCAACAGGUGAACACAAUGCAACACGGUAUGAUUCCUCAGUACCAACAAAUUCCAAGCACUCAAGGCCAUCAAUUUAUACAGCCUCAGCAGCAUCCUCAACCCCAGAUUCAUCCACAGUUCGAUGGCUCACAAUUUCCACAGACCUACAUGGUUGCAAUGCCUAAAGGAAACUCCAACGAAGCUGCACUUGCACAACAAUUGCCAGUAGUAGAGCAACCAACUCUAUUCUCUAAUGAUCGUACUGGUAGAUCUGGGACUUUGCGAAAGCUGGUAGCCACACCUUUGCCUGGAAUGAACGGGUCUACAAACCCUCAAAGCAUUGUAAGCAAUACAGUUGUACCUGAUUCGUACCAUCAAACACAAUUAGUUGCCAGUGGUCAAAAAGCACUUCCGUCGAUUAACAACCUUAAGAAUCCAAUAAGCUACAGUGAAGUUCAAUGA
This is a messenger RNA of Komagataella phaffii GS115, 1410 nucleotides long. RefSeq lists its product as uncharacterized. Gene Ontology annotation, molecular function: RNA polymerase II cis-regulatory region sequence-specific DNA binding; DNA-binding transcription factor activity, RNA polymerase II-specific. The record is from RefSeq and is a predicted model, not a curated record. Gene Ontology annotation, biological process: anatomical structure morphogenesis; negative regulation of transcription by RNA polymerase II; cell differentiation. Lineage: Eukaryota; Fungi; Ascomycota; Pichiomycetes; Pichiales; Pichiaceae. Bases 1 to 1410 code for a protein of 469 amino acids. The transcript has a single exon.